This is a messenger RNA of Trypanosoma conorhini, 759 nucleotides long. Its product is annotated as Derlin-2/3. Lineage: Eukaryota; Euglenozoa; Kinetoplastea; Trypanosomatida; Trypanosomatidae. The transcript has a single exon. The record is from RefSeq and is a predicted model, not a curated record. Bases 1 to 759 code for a protein of 252 amino acids. Gene Ontology annotation, cellular component: endoplasmic reticulum membrane; Hrd1p ubiquitin ligase ERAD-L complex. Gene Ontology annotation, biological process: endoplasmic reticulum unfolded protein response. Gene Ontology annotation, molecular function: ubiquitin-specific protease binding; misfolded protein binding.
AUGGCGCAGAGCUUUGACAGCUGGCUGAAUAGUCUGGGCCCUCUCACGAGGUACGCCCUGGGCGCCGUGGUGCUGCUCACCGCCGGCGCCUCGCUGCGGGUCAUCCCGCUCGACUACAUUCUGCUGUUCCCCUCCGCCUUCACGGAGCUGCAGCUCUGGCGGCUCCUCACGGCCGCCUUCUUCUUUGGCGGCUUCUCCUUCCCGUGGCUGCUCUCCGUUGCCAUGUUCGUCUCCUACCUGAACUACAACGAGACGUACGACUUCAAGGGCAAAAGCGGGGACUUUCUCUGGAUGGGGCUCAUCCUCAUCCUUGCGAACGCCGUCGGCGGCCUCCUGCUUGGCCUGCUCGUCACCAGCUUUGCCUUGCUAAUGUCGCUCUGCUGGGUCUUCUGCAAGCGGCACCCAGAGCUGCGCAUGAACCUGUACAACUUCGAGUUCCACGCCAACACGUUUCCGUGGAUUCUCCUCGUCUUUCACCUCAUUCUCGGUCAAAGCAUCUUGGAGGACCUUCUCGGCAUCGUCGUGGGGCACGGUUUUUUUUUCUGUAGGGACGUGCUGCCAAGGACGCACGGCAUCGACCCCCUCCGCACACCCGCGUGGUUCCUGCGGUACGUGCUGCCGAACGCCGGCCCCGGCGGCGUCGCCACGCUGUACCCCGCCUCUCACCCGCAGGCCGGGCGGUUUGCCCGCCCACCGCCGGACGCCAACGCCGGCCAGCGACACCGCUGGGGCACCGGACGCGUGCUCGGUGCCGAAUGA